Messenger RNA from Pyricularia oryzae 70-15, 958 nucleotides. Its product is annotated as ER membrane DUF1077 domain-containing protein. Gene Ontology annotation, biological process: protein folding in endoplasmic reticulum. Gene Ontology annotation, cellular component: EMC complex. The transcript is spliced from 3 exons. NCBI's taxonomy places the organism in Eukaryota, Fungi, Ascomycota, Sordariomycetes, Magnaporthales, Pyriculariaceae. The record is from RefSeq and is a predicted model, not a curated record. The coding region runs from base 145 to 783 and encodes 212 amino acids.
CUCAUCGUACGCUUGCGCGGGAACCUAGGGUAACCCUAACCCCGGUGAAGUACCGAUAAGAUAGGUAGAUAGGUAGGUACGCUGUCAAAGCUAGGCUCAGCGCUGGCACCCACCGCCGUAACAACAACCCACCUGCACUUGUAGAUGCGACAUGCCACGACACUUGAUCAACUCGGCACCAAAAACUCUUCAGUAGUAAGGUUCCAAAUUAUGUCGCGAUUAGAGAAGAACCCAAGCGGACCCCCCAGAUGGGUGGCCGAGCUACAGUCACCCAUGCCACCACGUACAAAAAGCGGAAACGUUGCUGACCCCCCGGGAUUCCCGUCACAAUCGGGCGGCAACUCCAAGAAACGUGAUGCCGCAAUCAAGGACGGCAGCAAACCCGCGACGAUGCAGACCCCGGAGGAGGUGGACACGCUGAAGGUGAAGAAGGCGUGGGAGGUGGCGCUGGCGCCGAUAAAGAGCCUACCGAUGACUUUCUUCAUGAUGUACAUGUCUGGCAACUCGCUGCAGAUCUUCACCAUCAUGACGGUCUUUAUGGCGUUCAAAAACCCCAUUGUCGGCAUCCUCGGUACAGCGCAGGCCUUUGAGCGCUUCGAGACCGAGUCGAACCGCGCCCAGAUGCUGCAGGUCAAGCUGGCGUAUGUGGUGAUGCAGAUCGCGGCGCUGGGGCUGGCCCUGUGGAAGGUCAACGCGAUGGGGCUGUUACCGACGACGAGAUCGGACUGGUUGGCUUGGGAGGCUCAGAGGGAGCCCCUAGAAUAUGCGCUACCUGCAUUAUGAAGUUGAGAAUGGUACUACAGGCUAUUGUGUCUAUGAGUGAGCGCGGUGCACGCGGCUCUCUAGAGACGUUAUCUAAUAGACUUCAUUCAUCCUCUAUAAAGCCCACAUAUUAUUGUCGCCUUUGAGCCUCUGAAUCUAGAAAUUAACAAGGUUCCUAAUAGUAUCUCCACAGAAG